Messenger RNA from Naegleria fowleri, 972 nucleotides. RefSeq lists its product as uncharacterized. The record is from RefSeq and is a predicted model, not a curated record. The transcript has a single exon. The coding region runs from base 1 to 972 and encodes 323 amino acids. NCBI's taxonomy places the organism in Eukaryota, Heterolobosea, Eutetramitea, Acrasida, Naegleriidae.
AUGUUACGAAUGAACUGUUGUUGCUACCAAUGUGCUCCAUUGGUUGAUCAAGCUCUUCAAUACAAGAAUUUACUCUAUUACGGAUCUAGUACUAAAUUCUCUCCCGAGUUUGAUAAAAUGUAUCGGAAUAACAAAUUGAAAUCUAAUCGUCGUCGUCAUAAUGAUGAUGAAGGUGGUGAAGCCUCUUCCAUGAUGGAUCCCUCUCAUGUCUUUGAAAUUUAUGUCCCCAUGAUGGAUGAAAAUGUUUUUGGAGGAUUACCUUCACUGUUUGAUAAAGAGACUUAUCCUUUGAAUUAUUUGGGAAAUCCAAAAUCAGCGGAACAGAAUGAAGAUUAUCCACCAGCAGAAGGAGCGGAAGAUCAACUCAAGUUUGUUUUCAAUUCGGAGGCUUAUAUGAAUUCUCAAAUCAUACAGGGAGAUGCUGCUGCCACAUCAAGCCGGAUUCAUGAAUUGAGUGAGGAAGAUCAAAAAGAAUUAUUGAGACAAAUUGUAUAUGAAAAUAUUGAACAACAUGAGUGGAGAUAUUGUAUUUCGAAUAUUAAUGCAGGAAUAAGCCAUUCAUUUCCUUGUCCUGGAAAGAUUGGUACAGCCAUUGUGUUGUCUCCGUUCACAUGUGGUCUAAGUUUGCUUCCUAUUUAUUUAUUUCAGGAGGUGUAUGUGAUGGAGGCGACGAGGAGGAUUGACACUUACUUGGGAAAGGUGAAUAAGAAACUGUACGAUAGAGCCAUUGAAAAAACGCUCGCCUAUUAUUUGCAAUUUCAAGUUAUUAGAAAGGAGCAUUUGGGAAUCAGUUGGGUCCAAGUGAAUGCUAUUUCCACCAAAAAGACGCCCUCAAUGACGAACAGCCGAUUUGUGACGAAUAAUACGAAUGAAAUUGACACUGAUCUUCACAUUUCAAGAACUAGACGAUUCGAUGAGGAAGAAGAUUAUUUGAGUGACGAGGACUUGCACGAUGUAGAGCUACACAAAUAG